AUGCCCCCAAGACCGCCGCCAAAGCCCGCCAAUAGAGGAGAGGGGAAGCCCCCGGCACCAGGUGCGCCUCCAAGGCCACCAACUAAUGUCCGGCCUCCUCCUGGACGGCCCACUACCGGCCCAUUACCGCCUCCUAACAAGAAGCCAAGGAAUGGAACUAGUGUUCCUCCUCCGCCACCGGGCCUGAAAACCAAUGGUUCACGCCCUCCACCACCGCCAGGAAUGCCUGGAACACGAAAACCAGUGUCAAAGGAGCCCGAAUUGCAAUCGAGAUCACAAAGCUGGCUCCAGUUACAAAAACGUCGUUACAGAGAGAGUAAGCUCAGAUCGCAUGGAGUGGUUCAAACCAAAAAGAUUGAGAUGCCCAAAGAACAUCUUCGAAAAAUCCUUCACGAACAGGGUGACCUUUCGUCCAAGAAGUUCUCACAAGAAAAAAGAUCGAUUCUCGGUUCGCUCAAGUACAUGCCCCAUGCGAUAUUGAAACUUUUGGAAAACAUGCCUCAACCAUGGGAAGCCGUGAAAGAGGUGCGGGCAGUUUACCAUAUGAGCGGUGCAAUCACAUUCGUGGACGAAAUUCCACGAGUUAUCGAACCUGUUUAUAUUGCACAAUGGGCGACUAUGUGGUUACAAAUGAGACGAGAAAAAAAGGCCAGAAGACACUUCAAACGUAUCAGAUUUCCUGUAUUUGAUGAUGAGGAGCCUCCGAUGAAUUUCAGUGAAAAUAUUGAAGACAUUGAGCCACUUGAUGGUAUCCAAAUGGAACUAGAAGAUGUUGAAGACUUACCAGUGACAGACUGGUUUUACGACGAGAAACCGCUUGUCGAUGAUAGAGCACAUGUCAAUGGACCGUCCUACCGUCGGUGGAAGCUCGAUCUUGACGUUAUGGCCACGCUUUACCGUUUAUCCACGCCUUUGAUGGACGAUCUCUUUGACCCUAAUUACCACUAUUUAUUUGACAACGAGUCGUUCUUCACUGCCAAGGCUCUGAACGUUGCUCUUCCUGGUGGACCCAAAUUUGAGCCUCUACAGAAAGAUAUCAACCCGGAAAACGACGAUUUCAGUGAGUUCAACAGUCUGGACAGAAUCAUCUUCAGGAAUCCAAUCAGAUCUGAGUAUCGUGUUUCCUUCCCACAUUUGUACAAUUCAGCAGUGCGCGGAGUGCAUUUGGCAUGGUAUCACUACAACAGCGUGGUGUUUUCUCGCAAAGAGGACCCGGAGCUUCCUGCAUUCCAUUUCCAGCCAAAUUAUAAUCCUGUCACCCCCAAAAAAGAUGUUAUUGUCGACACCGAUUUCGCGUCUGAUGGUACCUUCGAGAUAGACGUUGAGCCAUUCUUUGAGGACCAAGAGAUUGAGCCUGAGAAUACUUAUGAAUCGAUAGAAUUGCUUUGGGCACCAUAUCCAUUCAAUAAAAGAAGCGGACGAACUGUUCGUGCAGAGGACGUUGCACUCGUGAAAGAAUGGUACUUACAACAUACCUCGCGUGAUUAUCCGGUCAAAGUGCGUGUUUCGUAUCAGAAGCUGUUGAAAUCGCACGUUGCAAAUGAACUCCACCGGUCUGUUCCAAGCACACAGGCCAAGACAAAACUCAUCAAGGAGCUGAAAAAUACGAAGUUCUUCCAACAAACCACGCUGGAUUGGGUGGAAGCGGGUCUCCAGGUUUGCCAACAGGGAUACAACAUGUUGAAUUUGAUGAUUCAUCGUCGCGGACUGACGUAUUUGCAUUUGGACUACAAUUUCAAUUUGAAGCCAACUAAAACGCUAACAACCAAAGAACGUAAGAAGUCUCGGUUUGGUAACGCUUUCCAUUUGAUACGAGAGAUUCUGCGAGUCAUGAAGUUAAUUGUUGAUGCGCAUGUUCAAUUCCGGCUCGGAAACGUUGACGCUUUCCAGCUCGCAGACGGUAUCUACUACGCUUUGAACCAUCUUGGGCAGUUGACGGGUAUCUACCGUUACAAGUACAAAGUUAUGCACCAGAUCAGAGCUUGUAAGGACUUGAAACACGUUGUUUACUACAGAUUCAACGCUGUUAUUGGAAAAGGACCAGGUUGCGGAUUCUGGCAACCGGCCUGGCGUGUGUGGAUCUUCUUCAUGAGAGGAAUUGUGCCACUUCUGGAACGUUGGCUUGGAAACUUGCUUUCUCGUCAAUUUGAAGGAAGACAGAGCAAAGAAGUGGCGAAGACAAUCACCAAACAAAGAGUCGAUUCUUAUUACGACUUGGAGCUUCGUGCUGCCGUUCUUCACGACAUUCUCGAUAUGAUACCUGAAGGUAUCAAACAGAAUAAGAGCAAGGCUAUUUUGCAACACUUGAGCGAAGCAUGGAGAUGUUGGAAGGCCAAUAUUCCAUGGAACGUGCCAGGUAUGCCUGAACCAAUCAAAAACAUCAUUGAAAGAUACGUCAAGGCAAAGGCAGAUGGAUGGAUUUCUGUUGCGCAUUAUAACAGACAGAGAAUCAAGGCUGGAGCAGCUGUUGAUAAAGCUGUUGCAAAAAAGAAUCUUGGCCGUCUUACCAGAUUAUGGAUCAAGAACGAACAGGAGAGACAGCAGACUUUCCAGAAAGAAGGUCCAUACGUGUCUCCAAAAGAAGGUGUGUCUGUUUAUAUGACGAUGGUCCAUUGGUUAGAAAGCCGGAAGUUUGUUCCAAUUCCAUUUCCUCCAGUGAACUACAAGCAUGACACCAAGAUUCUCAUUCUUGCAUUGGAAAAUCUCAAGGAAACGUACAAUGGAAAAGGAAGAUUGAAUUCUUCGGAAAGAGAAGAGCUGGCACUUAUUGAGCAGGCUUACGAUAAUCCUCAUGAGUUUUUGGCUAAUAUCAAGAAAACCAUUCUGACGCAGCGGAAUUUCAAAGAAGUUUCGUUAGAGAUGAUGGAUUAUUACAGCCACAUUGUGCCUGUUUACGAUAUCGAGCCAUUGGAGAAGAUUGUUGAUGCUUACCUUGAUCAGUAUCUGUGGUACGAGGCCGAUAAAAGAGGAUUAUUUCCAAACUGGGUCAAGCCAAACGACGGUGAGAUACCUCCUUUACUUGUUUACAAAUGGUGUCAGGGAAUUGCCAAUCUUGAUGAUGUUUGGGACUAUUCCCAAGGCCAGUGCAACGUGAUGUUGCAGACUAAUCUCAACAAGUUAUCGGAGAAGGUGGAUUUCACCUUGUUGAAUCAACUUUUGCGACUGAUAGUUGACUCGAGCAUUGCAGACUAUUUGACAGCUAAAAACAACGUUGGAAUCACUUUCAAGGACAUGAACCACGUCAACCAGUAUGGUCUUAUCCGUGGGUUACAGUUCUCGUCAUUUAUUUUCCAAUACUACGGAUUAAUGGUUGAUUUGCUUUUACUUGGCUUAGAAAGAGCUUCAGAGUUAGCUGGUCCACCACAACGUCCUAAUGAAUUUUUGGAAUACACAGAUGUGCAAACUCAGACCAAGUCUCCUAUUCGAAUCUACUCCAGAUAUGUUGAUAAGGUACAUAUCUUUUUCCGUUUCUCACAAGACGAGGCUGACGAGCUGAUCCAGGAGUUCUUGGCCGAGAACCCUGAUCCGAACUUUGAGCACAUUGUUGGCUACAACAAUCGUCGCUGUUGGCCUCGAGACUCGCGAAUGAAACUCAUGCGGCACGAUGUUCAUCUGGGAAGAGCUGUUUUCUGGGAAGUCCAAGGCCGUGUUCCUGAAUCCAUCGUCUCUAUUGAUUGGGAGGACACACUUGCUUCCGUUUACUCGAAAGAUAAUGCCAAUAUUCUAUUUACAAUGUGUGGUUUUGAGGUCCGGAUCUUGCCAAAAAGCAGAAUGGCGGAAGAUACCAGUUCAAAGGAAGGUGUCUGGGACCUGCUUGACGAAAAUACCAAGGAGAUUGUUGCCAAAGCUUUCCUCCAAGUUUCCCAGGAAGCUGUGGAGGAGUUCAACAAUAGAGUCCGGCAAAUUCUCAUGUCGUCCGGUUCCGCUACAUUUACCAAGGUUGCAAGUAAGUGGAACACGACGCUGCUGUCAAUGUUUGCUUAUUACAGAGAAGCUGUCAUUUCGACAGAAUCUCUUCUGGACUGCAUAGUGAAGGGAGAAACCCGGAUUCAGACGCGGAUCAAACUCGGUUUGAAUUCCAAGAUGCCUUCAAGGUUCCCUCCAGCUGUGUUCUACACGCCGAAAGAAUUAGGAGGCUUGGGAAUGUUGAGUGCUUCGCACAUUUUAAUUCCUGCUUCCGAUUUGCGCUGGUCGAAGCAGACGGAUACCGGAAUUACGCAUUUCCGGUCCGGAUUGUCGCAUGAGGACAAUAGACUCAUUCCAACUAUUUACAGAUACAUCACGACAUGGGAGAAUGAGUUCCUGGACUCGCAGCGUGUGUGGUCGGAGUUUGCAAUGAAGAGAGCCGAAGCCGAACAACAGCGUCGGAGACUCACUUAUGAAGACCUGGAAGAAAACUGGGACCGAGGUAUUCCGAGAAUUAGCACGCUUUUCCAAAAAGACCGGCAAACCCUGGCUAUUGACAAGGGUUUCCGGGUUCGGAAAGAGUUCAAGCAAUUUUCCGUGACAAGAAACAAUCCGUUUUGGUGGAUUUCUGAUCGUCAUGACGGAAAACUGUGGAACCUAAACGCUUACCGUUCGGAUGUGAUCCAAGCAUUGGGCGGAAUUGAGACGAUUCUUGAGCACACUUUGUUCAAAGGAACGGGGUUCGAGUCAUGGGAAGGAUUGUUCUGGGAGAAAGCAUCAGGAUUUGAAGACACUUUGAAAUUCAAGAAACUCACUAAUGCCCAGCGUUCUGGACUGUCGCAGAUUCCUAACCGUCGGUUUACUCUGUGGUGGUCUCCAACGAUCAACAGAGCCAACGUUUACGUUGGAUUCUUGGUCCAGCUCGAUUUGACGGGUAUCUUCCUUCACGGAAAGAUUCCAACUCUCAAGAUCUCGUUGAUCCAGAUCUUUAGAGCACAUUUGUGGCAGAAAAUCCACGAGAGUCUGGUGGUUGAUCUUUGUCAGGUUCUGGAUUCCCAGUUGGACGAGUUGCAGAUUGACAGCGUUGAGAAAAUGGCCAUUCAUCCAAGAAAAUCGUACAAGAUGAACUCUUCUGCUGCAGAUAUUCUGUUGACGAGCUCGUACCAAUGGAACUGCAGCCGCCCAUCUCUACUGUUCGAUACCAACGACCAGAUGAACGUGGUCAAGUCCGACAAGUUCUGGCUUGAUGUGCAACUUCGUUACGGUGACUACGACUCUCACGACAUCUCCAGAUACUCUAGAGCAAAAUUCCUCGAUUACACCAGCGACGCAAUGACAACGUAUCCUAGUGCGACUGGGCUGCUUGUUGCUGUUGAUUUGUCGUACAACAUGUACGAUGCUUACGGUAACUGGUUCCCUGAGCUGAAGCCUCUUAUCCAGAACGCAAUGAAGACCAUCAUGAAGAUGAACCCCGCUCUUUACGUGCUGCGUGAGAGAAUCCGCAAAGGAUUGCAGUUGUACCAGGCUCAACCACAGGAAGCGUUCUUAUCGUCCAGCAAUUAUGCCGAGCUUUUCAACAACGACAACAAGCUGUUUGUGGAUGAUGUGAAUGUUUACCGUGUUGUUACUCAUAGCACUGUGGAAGGAAAUACCGCUGCUAAAUGUCUGAACGGAGCGCUGUUCAUACUGAACCCAAGGACCGGUCAGCUGUUCUUCAAGAUCAUUCACAGCUCUGCUUUCCAAGGACAAAAGAGACGUACACAGUUAUCCAAGUGGAAGUCUGCUGAAGAGGUUGCCGCGCUCGUGCGGUCUCUUCCACGUGAAGAGCAGCCUAAACAGCUGAUCAUCACCAGAAAGGGAAUACAGGACCCGUUGGAGGUGCAUAUGCUCGACUUCCCAAACAUCCAGAUUCGUCCUUCAGAGCUACAUCUUCCGUUCGGCGCUGCAUUGAAGAUUGACAAGCUGCUGGACCUCGUCAACAUGGCCAAGGAGCCGCAGAUGGUGCUCUUCAAUAUUUACGAUGACUGGACAAAGACGUGUUCUUCGUUCACGGCAUUCAACAGACUGGUUGUGUUGAUGCGUGCGCUGGAGAUCAACAAGGACCGCACAAAGCUGAUUCUGCGGCCGGACUCCUCGAUCGAGACCAAACCGCACCAUCUGUGGCCAACUCUGACCGACGAGCAGUGGAAGAACGUGGAAGCCCAGUUGGCGGACUUGAUUUUGAGCGACUACUCGUCCAAAUACAACGUGGACAUCAACUCUCUCACCGACACGGAGAUCAGAGACAUUAUUCUUGGUCAAGAUAUUCGUGCCCCUUCGACGAAGCAGCAGACCGUUGCCGAUAUUGAAGGCUCUGGCGAUCCAAACUCGCAGCUGACUGCCGUGAAGACAGAAACUACCAACGUUCACGGCGAAAAAAUCACCACGGUCACCACAACGAACCACGAGCAGGCCCGGUUCGAGUCGCGUGCUGACUGGCGGGUGCGUGCGAUCUCGAGCAGCAGCUUACACUUGCGCGCCAACAAGGUGUUUGUGUCGUCUGGCGACUUUGCAGACACAGACAGCUACGCUUACGUGAUGCCCAAGAACCUGCUAUCCAAGUUCAUCAAGAUGGGCGAUGUGCGUACGCACGUUGCAGCGUACAUGUUUGGCCGGUCGCCGGCAGACAAUGAUCAGGUGAAGGAAAUUGUGAGUCUUGUUGUUGUUCCGCAGGUUGGAGACAGUCACCGUGUAGAGUUCCCAUCGCUGCUACCAAACUCUAGCUACUUAGAGGAUCUGGAGCCUUUGGGAUGGAUCCACACGAUUCCAUCGGGAAAACCGAGCGAGGGAGACGACUGUAUGGAGUUACUUACCCAUUGCAAGCUGAGUUCGCAGUUCCAGUGGGACGCCAAGGCCACUGCGGUGGAGGUGUCUUUCACUCCAGGGUCUGUGACUGUUUCGAGCGUGGCACUGACAAAAGACGGUCUGGAUUGGGGAAACCAACACCAGGACGCGCUGGGGUCGAACAUUUCUGUGCCUGACUACUCAGAUUCGUUCCGAAAGACCACACCGCUGAUUCUCACGGACAAAUUGAAGGGCUUCUUUCUGGUGCCCGACACAGACCUGUGGAAUUACUCGUUCAUGGCGAACGCGUGGACCGAGGAGAUGGAAUUCGAGCUGAAAUUGGACAACCCAAUUGCGUUCUACCACGAAUUGCACCGGCCGUUGCACUUCUCGCUGUUCAACCAGGCCGAAACCGCUCUCGAAGCUGGCCAGGAAAACCCGUUUGCCUAG
Molecule: messenger RNA, 7179 nt
Organism: Ogataea philodendri
Lineage: Eukaryota; Fungi; Ascomycota; Pichiomycetes; Pichiales; Pichiaceae
Exons: 1
Coding region: 1-7179 (2392 amino acids)
Biological process (GO): spliceosomal tri-snRNP complex assembly; mRNA splicing, via spliceosome
Cellular component (GO): catalytic step 2 spliceosome; U5 snRNP
Molecular function (GO): U1 snRNA binding; U5 snRNA binding; pre-mRNA intronic binding
Source: RefSeq, a predicted model, not a curated record